This is a messenger RNA of Exophiala oligosperma, 1284 nucleotides long. RefSeq lists its product as uncharacterized. The record is from RefSeq and is a predicted model, not a curated record. Bases 1 to 1035 code for a protein of 344 amino acids. Gene Ontology annotation, molecular function: molybdenum ion binding; catalytic activity; pyridoxal phosphate binding. The transcript has 2 exons. Lineage: Eukaryota; Fungi; Ascomycota; Eurotiomycetes; Chaetothyriales; Herpotrichiellaceae.
AUGUACACCGGUUUCCCGCACGACCGUCGCUUUAUGCUCUACAAGGUAGACGAAGGAGUCAACAUGCACAUCGCGCACCAGACCGAGAUGUGCCUAUUCACCACGGCCUUUGACGACCCCGAGAACCCCACCAAAGUGAUUGUCGAGUAUUCUCUGGACCACGCGUUCGACAAACCCGGACAGAAGGUUGGCUCCGAAGAACUUAGUGUCUCCUUGACUCCCGACACGGCGGGUCUGGACCAGGUCGAGAUCACCAUGCACUCGUCCCCCUGCGUCGGUUUCGACCUGGGAGGUGACUACAACAAAUGGUUCAGCGACAGGUUCGGAUACGAGGUGAAAUUUCUGUACAUCGGGUCCAACAGCAGAAAAGUGUUGGGAAACAUGCCACCGAACGUGGCGGGACAGCAACGACAACAACGACGAGACAACGACCCUGCCGAUGGUAACGGCAAUGGCGGUAGGGGAUGGUUGGGAAGUCUGACCUCGACGGCGACUUCUCUGGUGAGUUCCAUCACCGGUUCCAACAAAAUGUACGACGGGGUCGACCAAGGCAUCUCCUUCGCCGACGUGGCCCCUUACCUGGUGGUCAGCGAGAAGAGCUGGGAGGAUGCUCAACGCCGCCUCCCCGAAGGAGAGGUCAUGGACAUAUCCAAGUUCCGACCCAACAUCAUCGUCUCGGGUGCCGAGGGUGAGUGGGAGGAAGACUUUUGGGCCGAGUUGCGGGUCGGCGACGACGCCGCCGCGGCAAAACUCGUCCUCACCCAAAACUGUGCCCGGUGCAACAGUUUGAACGUGGACUACGCCACGGGCAAGGUCGGCGCCGGGGAGGCGGGCAAGAUCCUCAAGAAAUUACAAAAGGACAGACGGGUCGACCCGGGAGCCAAGUGGUCACCCGUCUUUGGACGGUACGGUUUCCUGGCAAAGGUACCCGAGGGUAAAAGUGCGGCGGAGAUCAAGGUCGGUGAUCGAGUCACGGUCCUCAAGAGGAACGGUGAGCGUACGAGGUUUGAAUGGCCAAACUUGAGCACGAAUUGAUAUCAGAAUACCUUUUCUCCACGACUACAGGGCUUUUCGAAUUGUAUCUAUCCACUACGAGUACCACAUUCGACUUGGAACUGGUAGAUUUCGCGUCACGACGGUGUGGAGUUUUAUCGCGGUUUGUAACCUUUGAUGUUCAAGAUCUACAGAUUUGUUUCGCCUUGGAUUUGUCAAAACAUUGCCAAUCAUCUUUUCGGUCAUUGUUCUGUAUCUGAAUCUCCGUCUUAAGAACUGGAUAUUCUAUUC